UUGACAAUAUACUUCCAUGCAUUUAUCUAUACUUUCCAACUAAAUUUUACAUUAAUUUUUCACGUGAAUAAACAAUUUAAACAAAAUUUACGGUAUCUAAUCGGCGUUUAAAUCGAAAUUAAAAUUAGCCUAUGUUUACUAUUUUAUCUAACCUAAUCCUCGCGCAGGGGAUAUCUCCAGUUUAAUUAACAAGAUAUUCGCCAAGUUUUGUCACGUACAUGUAAAAAGAUUCGCCAGUAUUGAUAUAGGCAGUCCGUGCAGGUAACACAGACACUCGCAAGACGAUGUUAGUGAAAUGAUAAAGCAAAACCGUGGCCGGUUGACGAUAAUCCGUUCGACACUUGUUCUGACCGAUCGUAGAUUGUUCGAUGCGGGUGUGUGAACGCACACUUGCACACAAGUACCUCCGAUGAUCUUAUAAAAGCGGCGACCAAGUCGGGGACCAGUAAUUCGCCGUUAGCAACAGCUCCGUUUAACGUGUCGUUCGUGUAAACAACGUGCUCAAAGAUGGUACAGAUCGUAGGAAAAUAUCAACACGUCUCCAACGAGAAUUUCGAGGAGUUCUUGAAAUCCUCCGGUCAUCCCGAGUUGGCUGGACCUCUGCUGAUGUCCAAACCUAUCGUGGAGAUCACCAACAACGGCGAUCAAUGGACUAUCGUCAUCACCUCCGACAACAAGUCUAGCACCUCCAUCUUCAAACUGAACGAACCCUUCGAGGAGAAGCUGCCCUCUUACGAUCGCAAAUUCCAGAGCGUUGCUGUGAUGGAAGGCAACACCUUCAAAGUAACAACGGAGGUCGGUGAUGCUAAAAUGUUCCGCGUCUACGAAUUCACGGACGCUGGAAUGAAAGUUCACCUGUCCACAAACAAAAACGACCUCAAGGCAACACGUACAUACAAGAGGCUUUAAACCAUGAGGACAAUUAGACAAAGAAUUAACAUUUUCAUAUUACGUUAAUUAAAAAUAAAAACUUUUUUACAACUUGAAUGAUCCUUUUAAUCUUCCACGAUAAUUAUUCGAAAUAAAAGAAAAAUCGGGUACAACGAACUGAGCCACCUUCGAUAUUUAAUAUUAGUAUUUAUUUAAGAAGCUAAUAAUAACGCAACAGACGUAUAAUUCGAUUAUUAAAUUUAUACUCUCGAACCAAUUCUUUUUCCCUGUCGGUUUUCUAAAAUAUAUCAAUUUUAAAUAGUAUAAAAAAUGUAAUCGAUAAAUUAUUAAAUAUAAACGAUAAUGGACGCGCAUACAGAACUAAGUACUUUUUUUUGCAUUUCCAAACAGAAGGCAAUAAAUUUUUGUUAAUAUGCACAAGUGUUAAAAAAUGGAGAAUAAAAGAAUUAUAGUGACUUUUUUUGGCAGUAGACUCUGUGAUUCUGUCACAAAUCGUUAAAAAGUUUGUUUUAUUAAGUGUCGUUCAGUCGGCAGUAAAGAUCGAUGCAGAGUUUAAAAAUCAGUCACAUCGUUAGAAAAACUGGCAAAUGGUCCUACAAGGGGGAUACGUAAACUCCACCCACCAUUUCCGGUCCCUUUCUUUCCGUAACUUCCGCCAUCUUUCCGGUGACCUACACAUACAAGUUGUCUCUUGGUUUCGUACUUGUUCGAACUUUAUUUAAUAUAAUAUUGUAUCACAUUAACUCAUAAAAGUGCUGUACAUAGAUGGAUAGAGAAUACAUAAGAAUGGUAUCAAUUAAUGUCGAGCAUCUUUUUAAUAUUCUCUCGCAGUAUACUCAACUUCGGAAUAGGAACAAACAAAAAAGAAAAAAUAAAUA
Molecule: messenger RNA, 1769 nt
Organism: Megachile rotundata (alfalfa leafcutting bee)
Lineage: Eukaryota; Metazoa; Arthropoda; Insecta; Hymenoptera; Megachilidae
Gene: Fabpl
Product: FABP-like protein
Molecular function (GO): lipid binding
Source: RefSeq, a predicted model, not a curated record